AUGGAAAAUUCAACAUUGAGUGUGACUGGUGAAUCAUCUAUACCUGGCUCUGAUGUUCAAGAACAAAACCCUGUAUCUUCUGUUCAACCAACAUUGCCCCAGCCAACUCAACCUGUUAUUCCACCAGUUAUUACUCCUGUCGUGCCUCCUCUGGCUCCAAUUCCCGUGGUUCCUUCCUCUCUUGUCCGGCCACUGGCACCACUCCCAGUUCGGCCACCGGUUAUUAAGCCACCAGUGCCACAAAAUGGCGAUGUUGGGUCUAGUGAUUCUGAGUCAGAUGGUGAUGAUGGAGACACCAGAAUAAAUAAGGGUACUGGCGAGUAUGAGAUAUCAGAAGAGAGUAGACUGGUGAGGGAGCGACAGGAGAAAGCGAUGCAAGACCUCAUGAUGAGAAGACGUGCUGCUGCUCUUGCUGUUCCCACGAAUGACAUGGCAGUGAGGGCCCGUCUUCGUCAUCUUGGUGAGCCGAUUACCCUCUUUGGUGAGAGGGAGAUGGAGAGGCGGGACAGGUUGCGGAUGAUUAUGGCAAAGCUGGAUGCCGAUGGUCAGCUGGAAAAGCUAACGAAAGCUCUUGAGGAUGAAGAGGCCGCAACUUCUGCUCCAAAAGAUGAGGCUGAGGAUGAUCUGCAGUAUCCUUUUUACACUGAAGGGUCAAAGUCUCUCCUCGAUGCAAGGAUUGAUAUUGCUAAAUAUUCUUUAGUAAGGGCUGCAUUGCGUAUUCAACGUGCUCAGAGAAGAAGAGAUGAUCCGGAUGAAGAUGUGGACGCGGAGAUGGAUUGGACAGUGAAGCAGGCUGCAAAUUUAAAUCUUGAAUUCAGUGAAAUCGGAGAUGAUCGACCACUUACUGGUUGCUCGUUCUCCCGGGAUGGAAAAGGGCUUGCUACUUGUUCUCUAACCGGAGCUUCCAAGUUGUGGAGCAUGCCUAAUGUAAAAAAAGUUUCUACCUUCAAGGGGCACACUGAACGUGCUACUGAUGUUGCUUAUUCCCCUGUGCACAAUCAUUUAGCUACUGCCUCUGCCGAUCGGACAGCAAAGUAUUGGAAUGAUCAAGGAUCUCUUUUGAGAACAUUUGAGGGUCAUCUUGAUCGUCUUGCACGCAUUGCCUUCCAUCCAUCAGGGAAGUACUUGGGCACUGCUAGCUUUGACAAGACAUGGAGAUUAUGGGACGUUGAAACAGGAGAGGAGCUGCUUCUUCAAGAAGGCCAUAGUAGAAGUGUAUAUGGUUUAGCUUUUCAUCAUGACGGAUCGUUAGCUGCGUCUUGUGGACUGGAUGCUCUGGCUCGUGUAUGGGACCUUCGAACUGGGAGAAGUGUUCUUGCACUAGAAGGUCAUGUCAAACCGGUUCUUGGCAUCAGUUUUUCUCCUAAUGGAUAUCAUUUAGCCACUGGUGGUGAAGAUAACACUUGUCGCAUUUGGGACUUGAGGAAGAAGAAAUCCUUGUACACCAUUCCUGCUCACUCUAAUUUGAUAUCGCAAGUAAAGUUUGAGCCACAAGAGGGUUACUUCUUGGUAACUGCAUCAUAUGACAUGACAGCUAAGGUAUGGUCGGGCCGGGACUUUAAGCCUGUGAAGACACUAUCAGGGCAUGAAGCAAAAGUUACUUCUCUGGAUGUCCUUGGAGAUGGUGGGUAUAUAGUUACUGUCUCCCAUGAUCGCACCAUAAAGCUGUGGUCCAGCGGCACUGCUAGUGAACAAGCUAUGGAUGUUGACUAA
Lathyrus sativus (Indian pea) is the source of this 1713-nucleotide messenger RNA. The record is from the annotation of a GenBank genome assembly. NCBI's taxonomy places the organism in Eukaryota, Viridiplantae, Streptophyta, Magnoliopsida, Fabales, Fabaceae.